GGCUGUUAUUUUUCCCAAAUCCCAGUUCCAGCUUCUCCCAUUUCUCUCAGACCAGAUCAGCUUCUCCAUUUCUCUCUCCAAAUUCCUUCAGACAGAAAAAUAAUAAUAGUAAAUAAUAAAUAAAUAAGAAAAGGUCAAUUCUCAAAUAAAUUCCAUUAAAUAUACAGUAGCAGUGAUGUACGUACAUAAAAAUGGUCAUUCUCAAUUCAGAGCGUAUUCAACUGAGCAGUACUAACUCGUUUCUUCUGUAAGUAACUUUUUUGGGGUCAUAUUUGAAGAAGAAAUGGAGAAGUUGUUAAAGGACUUCGAUUUGGACGGCAAGAAUCCGUCGGAAGAGGCUAGGAGGAGAUGGAGAUCUGCUGUUACUAUUGUAAAGAAUCCUCGCCGAAGGUUCCGUAAUGUCGCCGAUCUCGCCAAGCGAAAUGAACUUGAGAAGAAGAAGCAAAGGAUCCAGGAAACGAUAAGAGUUGCUCUUUAUGUUCAAAAGGCAGCUCUGCAGUUCAUUGAUGCUUAUAGUCGAACUGUCUACAACCUUCCGGAUGAUGCUAAAGAAGCUGGCUUUAGUAUUCAUCCAGAUGAACUGGCACAUAUUGUGCGAGGCCAUGACAUUAAGGGCUUGCGGAUAAAUGGUGGAGUUGAAGGAAUUGCACAGAAAGUCUCUGUCUCUCUGAAUGAAGGUGUCUGCACAAGUGAUGUACCUAUCAGACAGAAAAUCUAUGGCUUUAACCGUUAUGCAGAGAAACCUCCCAGAACGUUUUUGACAUUUGUCUGGGAAGCACUCCAAGACCUAACUCUAAUUAUCCUCAUGGUUUGUGCAGCAAUAUCAAUAGGGGUGGGAGUUGCCACUGAGGGGUUACCAAAUGGUAUGUAUGAUGGGUUGGGCGUUAUACUUAGUAUAUUAUUAGUGGUCAUGGUUACUGCUAUUAGUGACUACAAGCAAUCUUUGCAAUUUAGGGAUUUGGAUAGGGAGAAGAAAAAGAUAUCUGUCCAGGUCACCAGGGAUGGGUAUAGACAAGAGGUUUCCAUUUAUGACCUGAUUGUUGGAGAUGUUGUCCAUUUAUCUAUUGGGGACCAAGUUCCAGCUGAUGGGAUUUUUAUAUCGGGAUACAGCUUACUGAUUGAUGAGUCAAGCUUGACUGGAGAGAGUGAACCAGUGAAUAAAUAUGAAGAGAAUCCUUUUCUUCUCUCAGGAUCUAAAGUUCAAGAUGGUUCUGGUAAGAUGUUGGUGACAUCGGUGGGCAUGCAGACGGAAUGGGGAAAGCUGAUGGAGACUUUAAGUGAGAGAGGAGAGGAUGAAACCCCAUUGCAGGUAAAGCUGAAUGGUGUUGCUACAAUAAUUGGUAAGAUUGGUUUGGUAUUCGCAGUGCUUACAUUUCUGGUAUUGACUGUAAGGUUUCUGGUGGACAAAGCACUUCAUAACCAGUUUACACAUUUUUCAACCAGUGAUGCCCUGACGCUACUGAACUACUUCGCUGUUGCAGUAACUAUAAUUGUUGUUGCUGUACCCGAAGGGUUACCAUUGGCAGUGACUUUAAGCCUUGCAUUUGCAAUGAAGAAGUUAAUGAAUGAUAAGGCACUUGUGAGGCAUCUUGCUGCAUGUGAGACAAUGGGUUCUGCUAGUUGCAUUUGUACAGAUAAGACAGGGACCUUAACCACAAAUCAUAUGGUAGUUAACAAGAUAUGGAUCUGUGGACAAAGCAAAGAGAUGGAUACUGAGCGUGAAGGAAAUUUUCAAUUGGAUGUAUCUGAAAAAGUUUCAAGCAUCCUUUUGCAGGCUAUAUUUCAAAAUACUAGUUCUGAGGUGGUUAAGGAUAAAGAGGGAAAGACCAGAAUUCUAGGAACUCCAACAGAGUCUGCAUUAUUAGAGUUUGGCUUACAUCUGGGUGGCGAUUUUCAUGAGCAGCGUGCGGAGUCUAAUAUAAUAAAGGUUGAGCCUUUUAAUUCAGUCAGGAAGAAGAUGUCUGUCCUAACAACUCUUCCUGAUGGUAGGCUGCGGGCUUUCUGCAAAGGUGCAUCGGAAAUAGUUUUAAGAAUGUGUCAAAAAGUUGUAAAUAGUAACGGAGACUCAGUUCCUUUGUCUGAAGAAGACUUUAUGAAUAUAACAAAUGUUAUAGACAGUUUUGCCUCAGAGGCUCUGAGAACUCUCUGCUUGGCUUUCAAGGAUCUAGAUGAUUCUUCUUAUGAGAAUAUUCCUGAUGAUGGUUAUACAUUGAUAGCAAUAGUUGGAAUCAAGGAUCCAGUCCGUCCUGGAGUAAAAGAAGCUGUUCAAACAUGUUUAGCAGCUGGAAUUACUGUCCGAAUGGUUACUGGUGAUAACAUAAAUACAGCUAAAGCCAUAGCUAGGGAAUGUGGCAUACUUACAGAAGGUGGUUUAGCAAUAGAGGGGCUAGAAUUUCGUAACAAAUCUUCUAACGAGAUGAGGGAUAUUAUUCCCAAACUUCAGGUAAUGGCUCGAUCUUUGCCAUUGGACAAGCACACCUUGGUUAAAACUUUGAGGAAUUAUGGAGAGGUGGUUGCGGUGACUGGGGAUGGGACCAACGAUGCUCCUGCUUUGCAUGAAGCUGAUAUUGGGCUUGCCAUGGGUAUAGCAGGAACGGAGGUCGCUAAAGAAAAUGCCGAUGUCAUCAUUAUGGAUGACAAUUUUACUACCAUUGUGAAAGUUGCCAAAUGGGGACGUGCUGUUUAUAUAAACAUUCAAAAGUUUGUGCAGUUCCAAUUGACAGUUAAUGUUGUGGCUCUUAUGAUUAAUUUUGUUUCUGCAUGUAUCUCAGGAGCUGCUCCCCUCACUGCUGUGCAGUUGCUUUGGGUAAACUUGAUUAUGGACACUCUUGGUGCGUUGGCUCUGGCAACAGAACCUCCUAAUGAUGGACUCAUGAAGAGGCCACCAGUUGCGAAGGGUGCAAAUUUCAUCACCAAGGCCAUGUGGAGGAAUAUCAUUGGUCAGAGUAUCUAUCAACUGCUUGUCCUUGGAGUUCUUACUUUUGGUGGGAAGAAGCUACUGAGGCUGAAUGGUUCAGAUGCUAACCUUGUUCUCAAUACUAUGAUAUUCAACAUAUUUGUCUUUUCCCAGGUGUUUAACGAAGUAAAUAGCCGUAACAUUGAAAAAAUAAAUGUAUUCCGUGGCAUAUUCGACAGUUGGAUAUUCAUUAUGGUGAUGGCUUCAACAGUAGCGUUCCAAGCAAUCAUAGUUGAGUUCCUGGGAACUUUUGCACGCACUGUACCACUAAGCUGGGAACUUUGGCUACUCAGUGUCGUCAUUGGAUUUGUAAGUAUGCCAGUGGGAGUUGUUCUGAAGUGUAUUCCUGUUGUCCAAGAUUCAAGUAAGGCUAAGGAUCAAGAUGGUUAUGAACCACUUCCUUCUGGACCGGAAAUGGCAUGAGAAAUCAAUAAGAAUUUACCCUUUUAAGUAACUUCAGGUGCAAGUAACUCACAAAACUCUAGUAGAUAAAAAGAGAGACUCAUACUUACGCGGGCUAUUUUGCUCUGCUUUGUAUUUGGUGCUAGUGGUUGUAUUGAGCUUAUAUGUAGUUUGCAAUGGUUAACAAUCGACUUUUAAGCAGUUUAACCAUAAACUGUUGUAAGUUUAUUAUAAGCACAAUACAUCUUUCUUGCAUAUAUAGAUACCUAUGAAGAGAGGGCCUAAUCAAGUGGGCUACUGAUUA
This is a messenger RNA of Carica papaya (papaya), 3662 nucleotides long. RefSeq names its product putative calcium-transporting ATPase 11, plasma membrane-type. Gene Ontology annotation, biological process: calcium ion transmembrane transport. Gene Ontology annotation, molecular function: calmodulin binding; P-type calcium transporter activity; ATP binding. Gene Ontology annotation, cellular component: intracellular membrane-bounded organelle; plasma membrane. The record is from RefSeq and is a predicted model, not a curated record. NCBI's taxonomy places the organism in Eukaryota, Viridiplantae, Streptophyta, Magnoliopsida, Brassicales, Caricaceae.